AUGGUUUCUUCAAGGCGAUUCGCUGCGAGUACUACCGCAGUGGAGACACAGUCUCACCCCGUUCGGAGCAGCAGACGUCAAAUCGCAUCAUACAACGAAACUUCAGCGACAGACUCCAGCUUAUCCGAGGACGAUCAAGAGGACUCUGAUACUGCCGCUACAUGGCGACGCUCUUCUACUAGGCGUCGUAAUACCCGCAACCAAUCUGUUGCCUCUGCAUCAAGUAGCCGCCCCAAACGCACUGUCUCCAAGCCAAGAACAUAUCAAGAGCCUUCCUCGGAUGAGGACUUGGACAGCGUUAUUGCUCGCUACCCCGAAAUGGUUACGCCUCCUAGCAGAAACUCGCAAUCUGCGUCUCAACCAUCUCGUACUAGUGCGCGGCUACGGCAGCAUCAUGCAGAGGCUUCUCCAACUAAGAGAAAGCGGACUCCCGUUCAAUCACCUCGCAAGCGUCGACAGGCCGAGUCGACGACUGAGGUAAAUCAGUCGGCACCUCCUUGGCAAACUUUACCCUACCAGGUGCUAUUGAGUAUCUUUUUGUAUGCAUUUCCUCCGCUGGUAGACACCAGGCAAGGAGUGGAAACGCAAUCGGCAAAAAAGCUGCUAGACAUCGCUUUACUAUGCCGUUCCUUUGCAGACCCAGCACUGAGCGCUCUGUAUCACACGCUUGUGCUCAUGGGAUCUCUCAAGGCGCAUAGAAUCCUGUUUCUCCUGUCGCAGCCCAACGACCGUCUUUCCGUGAAUUACCCGGCCAAGGUGCAGGAAGUUCUCAUCGAUGUCCGCUUAACCCUUGUGUACAAAACAGGGCCAACGUACGGUUACUUUGAUAUCUGCAAACUCAUACAAAAAGUGCCACAUAUCAAGUCACUUCGGCUGUUCGAUUCAAAUGAUGGCAAACAGCCUUUGUGGGCAGAUCGUACUCCCCGCUGGAACUAUCCUUCAGCACUGUUUGAGACGUUGAAAACAAGCAAUGUCCGCUUACAUACAUUUGACUGGAAUAUCCGGUACAUGGAGACGCGAGCCCUGAUUGAUACCAUGCUGUUGCGUCACCACGAGACGACCUUUCAAGGCAUUCGCAGUUUGAACCUGUUCCACAUCCAUUCCGACGAAGUUGUUCCAUCGAGGAUGGAAGAGUAUCCCGAUGAACCGGCCAUUGAAAAGGGACUUGGGGAAGCAUUAUGUCUACUGCCAGAUCUACAGGUUGUGUCUUUUACCGAUUGUGGAGCCGUUAAUGAGGUGCUAUUUUCCGCAAUGCCGUCGACAUUGAGCUCACUUACUCUUGACAACUGUGACGAAGUAGGCACAACAGCAUUCAGUGCAUUCUUGACCGACCGUGGAUCUUGUUUACGGCAGCUAGUGCUGAAACAUAACCGACAUCUCAAUAUGUCUUUCAUGACUAUUCUGAGGGAUGCAUGUCCAAACCUUGAGAGGCUCUCUGUUGACUUUCUUAUGCACAACUGGCCUCCCCACUACAAUGGGAUGCCUCACUUCAAGAAUCUCUUUAAAAUUGGCGAGGUUCCAACUUGGCCUCGGACACUUCAAGAGAUUGAGCUUUUGCAUCUUCGCCAAUGGGACAAACCUCGGGCGGCAACAUUUUUGACUUCUCUCGUCGAUGCUGCUCCUGACCUCCCAGACCUGCGAAAGAUUAACAUUGUGGCAACAGUGCAGAUGAACUGGCAAGACAGAGCUUCUUUUCGUCAGCUCUGGGAAGACAAGCUCAAGCGAACCUUUCUCCGCAAAGAUCUUGCCGCCAACACGACUUCCGACACGAUUCAUGCUUCUAGAGGGGUUACGGGUCAGCGGCACUCACAUCGGCAUAGUGCUCGCGUAGCCAGACAACGCCUUGCAGGAGUCGAUAACGGCGAGGAGGACGACGAAAUGGAGGAGACUGGUCAUGAUGUCAACAGCGAUAAUGCAGAAGACAAUGCGGGAUCCUCAAACGUUUAUGUCCAAGGAAUGUGUGAUAGCGUAACUUUCAGAAUCGAUGCCCUGCGUCCUGCGGAGAACCAAUACAGCGAAGGCGACUUUCUAGAUUCAGAGCAGAGCGGUGACGAGGACUGGGAAGGAGAAGAUUGGGACCCGGACAAUGACCGACACGCCUGGUGA
Messenger RNA from Talaromyces stipitatus ATCC 10500, 2106 nucleotides. RefSeq lists its product as uncharacterized. The coding region runs from base 1 to 2106 and encodes 701 amino acids. NCBI's taxonomy places the organism in Eukaryota, Fungi, Ascomycota, Eurotiomycetes, Eurotiales, Trichocomaceae. The record is from RefSeq and is a predicted model, not a curated record. The transcript has a single exon.